AUGGGGAUGCUGUUUGGCUGCGUGCUGCAAGAUGAUGGCCAGACCAAUCAAAUUACUGCAUAUACAGGAGAGUCAGUGCUGCUGCCCUGCUACUGCGCUGAGCUGUACACAACAUCUGUGCGAUUCAGCUGGUUAAAACCGAACACAAACAGAGACGUGUGGGAAGAGAUAUCCAGUGAGAGUGGCUGCGUACUGCAAGACGAAUGGCAGACAAAAGACAUUACUGCAUAUACAGGAGAGUCAGUGCUGCUGCCCUGCUACUGUGCUGAGCUGUACACCACACCUGUGAGAUUCAGCUGGUCAAAAGGCAACAUAAACACACAGGAAGAGAUAUCCAGUGAGAGUGGUCAGUACAGAAACAGAGUUCAGCUGGUUAAUGGUCACUCUCCAGCAAAUCUCUCUCUACUCAUAUCAAACCUGACUGAAGAGGAUGGAGGAAGUUACCAGUGUAAUGCUGAAGAACAUGAAUAUGUCUACAUCAUACUCACAGUUAAAGGCUGCACUCUGGAAAACAGUGGGACAACAAUUGCAGCACAUAUAGGAGAUUCAGUACUGCUGCCCUGCUACUGCAUUUACCUACGUGCCAAACCUGAGAGAUUCACCUGGCUGAAAUAUAACCAGUCCACUACAAACUGGGACAGGAUAACCUUUGAGAGUAGUCAGUACAGAAACAGAGUCCAGCUGGUUAAUGGUCACUCUCCAGGAAAUCUCUCUCUACUCAUAUCACACCUGACUGAAGAGGAUGGAGGAGAUUACAAGUGCAAUGCUAUGAAAAGUGGAUUGAUAAACAUCAGAGUCACUGUUAAAGCUACUUCAGUGCCAGAUCCUGCUACAGCUUACUACAGCACCGCUGAUGGAGAUGGAUCAGUGAGUCUGCAGUGGAGAAGAAGAACAAUAGAGCAGCUACUGACAACACAUAUGAUCAAUAGACCGCCCACUGACCUCUACAUCUGA
Colossoma macropomum (tambaqui) is the source of this 954-nucleotide messenger RNA. Its product is annotated as cell surface A33 antigen-like. The transcript is spliced from 5 exons. Bases 1 to 954 code for a protein of 317 amino acids. The record is from RefSeq and is a predicted model, not a curated record. NCBI's taxonomy places the organism in Eukaryota, Metazoa, Chordata, Actinopteri, Characiformes, Serrasalmidae. Gene Ontology annotation, biological process: cell surface receptor signaling pathway; negative regulation of T cell proliferation; cellular response to lipopolysaccharide. Gene Ontology annotation, cellular component: external side of plasma membrane.